Messenger RNA from Cajanus cajan (pigeon pea), 2705 nucleotides. Its product is annotated as kinesin-like protein KIN-8A. The record is from RefSeq and is a predicted model, not a curated record. Gene Ontology annotation, biological process: microtubule-based movement. Gene Ontology annotation, molecular function: ATP binding; microtubule binding; microtubule motor activity. NCBI's taxonomy places the organism in Eukaryota, Viridiplantae, Streptophyta, Magnoliopsida, Fabales, Fabaceae.
ACAUCAAACAACCCUCCUCUUUUCACUACUUCCACUCCCUAAAAGUCAACCUAUAUCCAAACCCAAAGCUAAUACCCGGUGUGCCAUUAGCACAAAUCUCACUUCCCAAUAUCACCAUUUCCCUCCCAAUCCAACGCUUCAGAUUCACCCAAAAUCAAAUUUCCAAAUCACACACUCUUCUUCUUCUUCUUCCUCCUCCAGCUGAGUUCAACUCGGUGACUCUGUAUGUCUAAUUAGCAACGAAAACGUGACAAUGCCGGUUUCAACUCGGUCUCAGAUCUUCGUCACCAACAAUGGCGAAAACGAACCGAAUCCCUCGACGGCGACGCGGCUGAGGAACCCGCACCACGGCCUCAAGGAGAAGCUGAAAACCCUAACUCUCCUAUACGAGCAACAGAAGCAAGCCUCGGUGGCUCUCAAGAGCCACGCCUCUCUCAAGCUUCAAGAUGAGAAGACCGUGAUGCGAGAAAACUCGAUGCCUAACACAACCGUCACAAGAACCUUCGUCUUGCCCCAGCCUCCCUCGCACCACCACCACGACGCAAAGGAGAACGCUGUCAUCGGCGCGGAUCGAAUCGUUGGGUUCUCGUGUCCAAGAAAAACCGCGACGGCGAUGGCGGCGGCGAAUAAUAAUGUUUCGUGUUCCGCCGCCGUGGCGCGGAAGCUCUCGAUGGGGGCGGAGGCGGGUUCGGAGAAGGCAGGGAAAGUCGGGAGCAGGAUUCUGGUGUUCGUGAGGCUGAGGCCUAUGAAUAGGAAGGAAAAGGAAGCGGGUUCACGGUGCUGUGUGAGAAUGGUUAAUCGGCGUGAUGUUUAUCUCACGGAGUUUGCCAAUGAAAACGAUUACCUCAGACUCAAUAGGCUUCGUGGACGCCACUUUACCUUCGAUGCUGCGUUUCCAGAUUCCGCUACUCAGCAAGAAGUUUAUUCCACCUCGACUUCAGAACUUGUGGAAGCGGUUUUGCAAGGGAGGAAUGGGUCGGUUUUCUGUUAUGGGGCGACGGGAGCUGGGAAGACUUACACAAUGCUGGGAACGGUGGAGAGUCCGGGGGUGAUGGUUUUGGCGAUUAAGGAUGUUUUCAGUAAAAUCAGGCAGAGGAGUUGUGAUGGAAGCCAUGUGGUUCAUUUGUCCUAUCUUGAGGUUUAUAAUGAAACAGUUAGGGAUUUGCUAUCCCCUGGAAGGCCGCUGGUUCUUAGAGAAGAUAAACAGGGGAUUGUGGCAGCAGGUCUUACACAAUAUAGAGCUUAUUCCACAGAUGAAGUGAUGGCAUUGCUUCAACAGGGAAAUCAAAACCGAACCACUGAGCCAACUCGUGCAAAUGAAACAUCUUCCCGUUCCCAUGCAAUUUUGCAGGUUGUGGUAGAAUAUCGAGUUAGAGAUGCUGCAAUGAAUAUUAUUAACCGAGUGGGUAAGCUCUCGUUAAUUGAUCUUGCAGGAUCAGAGAGAGCUCUUGCCACAGAUCAAAGAACACUUAGAUCUCUUGAGGGUGCCAAUAUAAAUCGGUCUCUUCUCGCACUAAGCAGCUGCAUUAAUGCUCUUGUAGAAGGCAAGAAACACAUACCAUAUAGAAAUUCAAAACUCACACAACUUCUCAAGGAUUCACUAGGAGGAACUUGUAACACUGUCAUGAUUGCAAACAUAAGCCCAAGUAACCUCUCAUUUGGUGAAACACAGAACACAGUUCAUUGGGCUGAUAGGGCCAAGGAGAUUCGGGCAAAGGUAAGCGAUGCAAAUGAGGAUCAAUUACCAGUGCCUGAGACAGAAACUGACCAGGCCAAGCUAGUACUUGAGCUGCAAAAGGAGAAUCGCGAGUUAAGAAUACAGCUAGCACAACAUCAACAGAAGUUGUUGACUCUCCAAGCACAAUCCAUAGCGUCGCAUCCUUCCUCAACGCCACCUUCUGCUGGAGGACCUCUUUCCAGUCCUCCAACUUCUGCUCAACCAAUUGAAAAACGAAGGACUAGAUCCUCUUUCUUGGCUGGAACUUGUUUCACUCCAGAAACCAAGAAGAAGGGAGCUGAUCUAGCUAUCAAGACACUUCAACGGACCGUGAAAACACUAGAGGCAGAGAUGGACAGAAUGAAGAAGGAUCAUAGCUUGCAGCUAAAGCAAAAAGAUGAUCUUAUUCGUGAGCUUUCACAAAAGGGUGGAAAACAAACAAUAGCAACUGGGGAAGUGGGGAAGGGAGUCACGACCAGGGCUAGCCGACAGCCAAAGGAACAAAACAAUAGUGAGAUGAAGAGUCCAAGUCAACGUUUCAGAUCACCAGCCCCAACUGCCAAGAAACGAAGCUUUUGGGACAUAACCACAACUAAUAGUCCAUCAGUUACUACAUUAAAUGGUAGAAAAACUAGAAGUCAUGUACUUGCUGAACCUACUGUACCUCCUCCAUCCAUGCUUCUUCAGCCUGGUUUCGCUCGUCAAAAAGCCAACAUUUAAGUAAUUUAUGAAGCAGUGGAAAAGGAAGUUGCCAGAGCACAGGAAAGUACAAUAUUAUAUAGAGAUCAUUGCAAACUUGAUAUGCUCCUUCUUUGUAGCCACUAGCCAUCUUUUUAUGUAAUCUAAGGAUGAUUGUAUAGACUAGAGUUUCUUUUACCUGUUUUUUCAUUAAUCACCUCCCUCACCCACACCAAUUUCAUUAUUGUGGGCUUAGGGAGAAAACUCCAAAACCUUUAUCAUAUAUGUACAUUCAUUGUUUUCUCAAUCU